Messenger RNA from Neolamprologus brichardi, 3287 nucleotides. The record is from RefSeq and is a predicted model, not a curated record. NCBI's taxonomy places the organism in Eukaryota, Metazoa, Chordata, Actinopteri, Cichliformes, Cichlidae.
UGAAUGGAGUCUGGCGGGCCGCGCGGUGUGGCCCGUUCACGGACGGACGUCAUGUGUUUUGAGGUUACAUCCAGCUGUUGCACUUGCGCGCAUCGUUACCUUUAAGAUGCUCGGGGAUAAAGGCUCAUUUUAGCCGAACCCGACACCAUUUUACCGGAGAGUUUGGCGCGAACGCGGCUCGGAUCACCGCCUGGCACCUCUUCCCCGCAGCGCAGCGCCAGUUUUCGGGUUCCUUUAAGCGAAGUGGCGGAGUUAACGGCCGAGCUGAUCCCAUAAAUGUCGGAUUUGAUUAUCUGUCGGCCUACCGAGAAGUGGCGGGGGCGAGAGGGACGGCGCGGCACGAGACGAGCCGAGACGGGGUCCGCGAGGAGGGUGCACACGCCAAAUACUUUCCCUUUAAAGCAGAGAGGGACAGAGGGGGUGAAGAAGAGAUAAAAAAAGAAAAGGAAGAAAGAGCGAAGGGAGGGAGGGCGAGAGGGAGCGCGAGGGAGCGGGUUUGAAAAAAACAGAAAGAUGUCAUCCUGUCGAUUCAGACACCGAGGCGGAGCCACGGACCGCGGCCGACCGGGAGCGCUCUAGCCGGGGGACGCGCCCUACGCAACUCCGAGGCUCGGAAGCCGACGCUGCGGCCUUGUCGGAGCUAUAAAACGAGUCCCGAACAGCUGCUGCUAUGAUUAGCACGUCUCGACUGCUCGGCUUCGCCAUUAAAAUACUUUGCAUGCAGAUUUUUAUUCCAGUCGACAUAAGCAAAUUAAAUUAAACCGCACCAUUAAAGCAAGUACGCAUGAGACCAACCAUUCUGUCGCAUUUACAGAAGCAUCUGCUCAGUGACUGUUUAGCUGCCAUAUUAACUCCUGCCUCUCGGACGCUUCUCUAAGAAGUGUCAGGGCUUUGGGACUCAUUUCCUCCGCCAAUUUCCCCUGUCGGUGGAGGGGAGCUGCCAUACAGGCCUCGCGUUUUGUUUUCACAGCAGCUCCCGGAGCUUUUCUACCUCCCCCUCCUCCUUCUCCUCCACCUCCUCCUCCUCCUCUUCGGUCCCCAGCUGGGUCUCCUUCAGGAUGGACACCUCCUGGAGUAAUUUCCUCUUUCAGACGCCUCCGACUCAGAGUCAGCCCGAGACGCCGCUACAGUCGGAGCUGCUGCCGGAGCUGACCGGCUCGGCUCAGAGUUCUUCAGACGAAUGUUAACCUCAGAGUGCACUGACUGUGACUAAAAUGUGACUUUAAUGUCCGCCAGUCAAACCGCUCACCAAGCCGAGCCGGCCCGCCCACAUCUGCGCCACCUGCAACAAGGAGUUCAAGAACAGCUACAACCUGCGGCGGCACCAGUCGGUGCACACGGGCAUCAAGAUGAAGGACCGGGCGGCCCGGGAGAAGGAGGACGGAGCGAAGGCCGGCCGGGUGGAGAAGCAGACGGUCCCGCUCUCCCUCCUCCACCUCGCCCUGCCCCCGCAGCAGCCUCCUCCCCCUCCCGCGGCUCCCGGCCAAGAGACCCUCCCCCAGCCCGGCCAGCACGUCAACCAGGAGGGCCAGCCGGUGUCUGUGUCCAUCGCCCCGGCAACAGUAACCAUGGCUGCGCCGCCUCAGCCCAUCCAGGCAGCCGUUGUUGUCGUUGGGUCCAUGGAGCAGAAUCCCAAUCCUAAUCCCAUUCCCAGCACCAAUCAGGUGAGGAAGAACCACGCCUGCGAGGCCUGCGGAAAGGCCUUCAGGGACGUCUACCACCUCAACCGCCACCGGCUGUCCCACUCGGACGAGAAGCCGUACUCCUGCCCCAUCUGCCAGCAGCGCUUCAAGAGGAAAGACAGGAUGAGCUACCACGUGCGCUCGCACCAGGGCGGCGUGGAGAAGCCGUACAUCUGCCCGCACUGCGCCAAGGCCUUUUCUCGGCCGGACCACCUCAACAGUCACGUGCGACAGGUGCACUCCACAGAGAGGCCGUUCAAGUGCACGACGUGCACGUCAGCGUUUGCCACACGGGAUCGCCUCCGUGCUCACCUGAUUCGCCACGAGGAGAAGGUGCCGUGUCACAUCUGCGGGAAGCUGCUGUCGGCCGCUUACAUCACCGACCACAUGCGGGUCCACAACCAAUCGCAGCACCACGCCUGCCACCUCUGCAACCGCAGCUUCACCACCCUCACCUACCUGCGCGUCCACGCCCAGAAGCACCACGGCCAGGAGUGGAAGGAGAGCGGCGGGGCGCGGGGGGCUUUCGGCGGGACCGGGGCCGGCGGCGUGCUGCUCUGCCAGCUGUGCGGGGUACAGUGCAAGACGGCCACGCAGCUCCAGGGUCACAUGGGCACUCACGCCAGCCAGGGCGACCCCACCCCCGACCAGACGAGCACUGGGCCCGUGGGCACCACCAGCGUGGCGGUCACGGUGUCCAGCGCUAGCACAGUGGGACUGCUGGUCACUGACUGCUCCGGUAUCGCCCCCCAGCCCCACAGCUAGCACGCUGGGGGGGUGAGUGGGGGCAGGGGAGAGCUGGGGUGGGACUGCAGGGAGGUGGGGUGGAGUCGAGGGGGGAGUCGGAGGAGUCGAGGCAAAAGGAAGCAAGGACACGUGGGAGGAGCCACCGUGGCAGGUUGUUUCCUGACACAUCCUGAUGGAGGUUCGACUUCUCCGUGGCGCUGUGAGGACGGCGACCUCUGUUCGUUCCUGCGACGCCCGCCUCUGUCAGCUGACCGGCCUCCAGCACUGGGAGGCGCUCUCUGCUAUCACACUACCGACUCUGGAGUCCUGCACAGAGGACCAUCAGUUAUUAACUAAUGUGUAUUUUUAUUCUCCAGCUUGGCGCUUAGCUGUUAUCAUCACUUCAUUGUUUUCAUUUUCAGCCGCUCUUGAUUUUUGUAAAGCCGCCGUCGCCGUUUUUACACCAUUUCUGAUCCACGAUAUCCGUGUUUAACACCAGGAAACUGGCCCAGAGACCUCAGUAACACGAUUUAUCUCAUUUUCUCUUCUAAUUUAUUGCCGAGCGGUGUCCGGUUUGCCUUUGAGCGGGGAGCGGGUGUUUCUGACGGCCCACGCUGUACAUACACACUUUUAUAAAGCAGAUAACGGCAGACCGAUAGUUGUUUGUGGAUAUUCCCCCUGAACACUGAAUGUGCAUAACUUCUCUGCUUCGUAUGAUCUUCGUUCUUACUCUGGAUGCUGAUUUGUAACUCUUGAACCUGCCAUGUAAUUUGUAGCUACCUGGUGACACAUUUUCUGUGGCUGUGCAUAUUGAUUGUACUUGAUGCAUAGUGCAUAGCGCCUCGUUACUGUUACUGUAUUAAAAGGCAGUAAAACGCA